This is a messenger RNA of Camponotus floridanus (Florida carpenter ant), 1563 nucleotides long. RefSeq names its product protein Spindly-like (gene Spindly). The transcript is spliced from 6 exons. The coding region runs from base 144 to 1544 and encodes 466 amino acids. NCBI's taxonomy places the organism in Eukaryota, Metazoa, Arthropoda, Insecta, Hymenoptera, Formicidae. The record is from RefSeq and is a predicted model, not a curated record.
UAUUCAAAAUAAUAAAUAUAACCGUAUGUGUGGUGCUCCGUCUUCUAGGGUAGAAAUCCAUUUGUAUAUAAACAAUCGUCGAUGAUCAUUUCAUUCGUGUCUCAUUUAAACGGAAAUUAGAAAAGGAGGAAAUAUAUCGCGAGAUGUCCAAGUUGCCAAAUUUAGGUGGCGAAAGUGCGAUUGAUGUAAAGGUCAAGGAAUGUCUGGAAGAGAGUUUAAUUCAGGAUGAUUAUAAGAAACUAAAACAUGAAAAUGAGUGUUAUCUGCAGCAGUUGCAUGUUUUACGACUCAAGCUGGAAGCCAGCGAAGCACUGAAUAAAGAGCUUCAAGAAAGGAACGAGGCUUUGGAGCAAUCGGCUGAUCAACAUGCAACGAAAAUAAACCAAAUGUUUGCCGAAAGGAAAGAAAAGUAUAGAGUUGAAAAAGAAGAAUAUGAAAAUUAUAUUGCAGAUUUAGAAAUAAAAGCUACACAAAAUAUACAAGAGAUUACAGAGUUGCGUGAAGAAUUAAAAAGAUUGAGAAAUUUAAAUCAACCACAUGAUUCCAUUUGUACAGAUGAUGUAACGAUGUAUAAGGAAGAAAACAAAGAGUUAGCUAUACUUCUUAAAACUGAGAAAAAAAAUGUAGAACAAUUAGAAGAGAAAUUUACAAAUAUGGAGACUCAAUAUCAAGAACUUGAAAAUCUCUUAAAAAUAACAACAAAACAAUUAGAAGAAAAAAAUGAGGCAUUAGAAAAUAUGCGUGAAGAAUUAGCUAUUAAUCGUAUGGAAUUGGAGUCAUUGAAAGUAACUCCUGCUAGUGUUACAUGUAAAGGCAAUUCUCUAUUCGCCGAAGUUGAAGAUCGCAGACAAAUGUUGUUGGGUCAAAUGAAAAAACUACAGAUUAAAUACCAGGAAGCAAAACAAGCAUUAAAUAUAAAAAUGAAGGAAAUCCACUUAUUAAGAACAGAGAAGACUGAAUUAAUUAGGAAAUGGGAAACUGAUGUAAUUGAUGCUCAGCAGGAGGAUGCAGAUCUUUUAAAUAAAUAUAAAAGUAGAAUUUUUGAUCUUGAGAGUAAGUUGAAAAUUGAAAUAGAAAGAAACAAUCAAGUGGAAGAAAUACAAUCUACAGAUGACAGUUUCAAUUAUGCUCAAUUAUUGGUGACCAAAACGAAAAAAGAAUUAAAGGAAUUGAAAGAAAAAAUGGAAAGACAAAUUAUGCAAAUGUUAAUACAAGAAGAAGCAAAUCAUCAUAUAUCAAAGCAGCUUCGUUAUUGGCGAUCUAAAGCAAUAUCUAUGGAGGUUCAAAUUUUGGCUAUAAAAACGCAGCUAGAAACACAACAGAUAAAUAAUAAUCAUAAUAAAAAUCUAUCAGAAAUUAUUGAAAAUUUCAAUGUUAAUAUUGCUAAUACUGAUUUUGAAAAAUCUUGUGAUAAUUUAAAAAUUACAUCUAAUAAUCUUAUACCGGCGAGUAAUAUAUGUCAACGAAAUUUAAGAGCAUCAGAUAAAUCAAUAGUAGAUGAAUGUAUAAAUAAUCAAAAAGAAUUCAAUAAAAAAGUCAUUUAGUUCAUUAGUGGAUAUUAAA